Salpingoeca rosetta is the source of this 3087-nucleotide messenger RNA. RefSeq lists its product as uncharacterized. The record is from RefSeq and is a predicted model, not a curated record. The transcript is spliced from 24 exons. NCBI's taxonomy places the organism in Eukaryota, Choanoflagellata, Craspedida, Salpingoecidae. Gene Ontology annotation, cellular component: BLOC-3 complex. The coding region runs from base 53 to 3061 and encodes 1002 amino acids. Gene Ontology annotation, molecular function: guanyl-nucleotide exchange factor activity.
ACACACACACACACACACACACAGCACACGUACAUACAUACACACGGACGGUAUGACGAGCGUGUUGGACUGGAGCACCGAGUGUGGUGAUUGGGAUCAUGUUGAGGAACACAACAUCCAAGUCUCCACGGUCAUGACCAAGGAGAUGGCCCACCCCAUCUUCUUUCACGCCAACGAGGAAGCACACAAGUGGCUCAGGAUCAUGGCCAUCAAGCGCGCGGAGGAGCGACGGAAGAAAUAUGGGAAGGAGGAUGCCGGCAGCAUUGAUGAUGAACCGACUCCAGAGUCGUUGCAGGAAGUGUUUGCACCCAUCAUCGUCUCAACACACGUGACGGAAGCUGGGCCGAAGCAGGAAUUCUACUACGGCAUCACCCCUUCCGGCCACUCCAUUGUCAUGCGAGAGUUUGACGGGUACCAGUUCCUGAUCAUCGAUGGCACGCUGCCACCGCAGUGGUUGGAGCGCAAGAUUGUCAUCUUGUAUGACCUCAUCCGUAUGCUGCAUGGAGGAGUUGCGGCACUGAAGAGCAAAGACAAAUCACAGAACAUUCAGCGGGCCGCCCGCCUUGGUCUUCUCUUGGAGAAAGCGGCGCAGCAGCUGCGAACACAACAGCGCUUUCUCGUCGAUGCGCACUUGCAUGUGGCCAAGCACAUGCUGACAAAGCAGGUCCAGUCGGCGCUGGGGGGCGUCUUCGGCGGCCCAUCAGGAGGGGAGGUGUCGUAUGCGUUUGUCAUGUCGAAGGACAUGGUGAUUGCCAACUAUACGAAGCGGGGUGCACCCGCUCUCACAAAACACGACGUACACCUGCUUUCCCUCUUCGCCCAAACCCAACUGCCGCAUCUCCCGUCAGAGCCAGAACGAGAGCCGGUUUCACGCACCGCCACAACACCGCGCACAUCGUUCCUCACCCCGGACCAUGUCGAGGCGAACCUGAGCGAAGACCGCUCGUUCCUGGACGCAUCGGCAGUGCUGAGUCACCAGCACGUGCGUAUGGCUGCUGCGAGCCGAAACACAUCGCUGCGCGCGGCAAUGAAUGCAAGCGCGUCUGCAGCGAACGCUGACGACUCGCACAGUGGGCCGACGACAACUACCACGUUUGAGACGUGCGAGACCACGCUGGACCACCACUCGACAACAGAGGCGCAUACGAUUCCAUCGGAGGCCGGUAGUCACGCCACAGCCGCAUCCAGCAAGUACGAGGCUGAUGCGAGCGACGCCGGGAGCAAGUCCACGUCUGCAGGGGUUGAUGUCGUUGGCACCGCACACGGUGGCGACAGCGGCAGUCAGCAUGGUUCCGCUGUCAGCAGUGGGGUGAGCCGCGGACGAAGCAGCGAUGCCGGUACAGCGAGUGAUGGUGGUGCAAGCAGCGCGAGAGGCAGCCAGCGGGGGCGUAGCAGCAACAGUGGCGGCGGUGGUGGUACUGGUCAUGCAUCAUCAGCAUCAGCAUCAUCGUCAUCGGCGUCGUCGUCGUCGUCGGCCGCUGCAUUGAGCGGAACGAACAUUUUCCUGCACACCGCUGACGGCACCAAGGACCAUUAUGUCAUGUACGUUCAACCCAUCACGCAGGAUGCGCACUUGGUGGUCAUCCGGCCGGGCAACGUCGCCGAGCAGAUGGCGCGUGUGUUUAAGCUGUGGGACCGCGUGGUUCAUCUUGUUGCCGCCACAAAUGCCACCGCCCCGUACUUUGAAGACCACAAGAACACUGCUGUGCUCGUUGUGCGCGGUGGACUUGAGACGGCGGAUUCCAUCCUCAGCGUCAACGGCGACUACUACCCGAUUCUGAAGGACCGGUAUGUACACAAUGGGCGGACGGUAUACCAGCACGAGAACAAGUGCACGCACAUGUUCCAUGAUGCCAAGUACGGUGGCUGGGUCAUCUCGCCGACGAUUGCAGAUGGCACGCAGGAAUGGAUUGCGCGCUGCAAGGACCCAGCUGUGGAGCCGGAUCUUACACGAGAGCCAUGGCACGUGCGGGGUUACGAUGACGAGGAAGUGGAAUGCAAGACCAUGGCACUGUGCGCAUUCAAUGCCAACUGCUGCGUGCGCGUUGCACCGGACGCAUGGACGCCCUUCACACCGUGCGGUGGUCUCACCUCUACCCUCAGCAACGAGUUGAUCGAUGUGCUGGUGCAAGUCUACCUGGAACACCACGCUGACGUGAUUGCUCGCGAGGAGCGAACAAAGAAGCUGGUCGCAAACAUCCGGGCGACCAAAGAGGUGUUGACUGCAGUGAAGCGGUGGUUGACACGCGAUUACCCGAAGUUUGCGGCAAAGUUGGAGUGCAACAUCGAAGUGCCAACGCAGCCCAGCAACAGGUGGACAAUGCAGGAGUUUGAAGGCGCGGACUCUGCGGUGAAUCGGCUCUACAAUGCCAUACGAGACCGCUUGUUUGGCACGUUUGUGUCCCGCUGCCUGAAGUCAGACACGACGCUCAAGGGGAAAGCGGUGCAAGCAGUGCUGGCAAAACUGUCCAUCUUCUUGCAGCCAGUCAUGCUGGAGAGCCUGCGAGCAAGCGCAAAUGCAGAUCCAUAUCGCCAGGUGCGACUCAAGUACCCUGGUCUCGUCCAUUUUCUCUUUGUGAACCGAUCAAAGGACAUGCUGUACUGCAGCCCGCUGCCAGAUAUUCGCGCUUCCUCUCGCCGUCAUGACUCAACCUCCGACGAUGCCACACCCCAAAGUGUCCUCAAGUUCAUUCCAGACUUCAAGGACCAGUUGUGGGCGUUUUAUUUGGAGGCGCGUGACCGUUUGGUCCACGGAUUUACAACCUACAGCUCCAAACAGACCUCGCUGCGCUUCCUCUACACCGUGUGGUUCGAGUCGAAUGGCGACAGGCUGCUGCCACCAGCGAACACAGCAACGCAGGCUGCAUUUCGUGAACUCGGCAGGAACAACUCCGCCGGCAGCACGGCCUUCAAGGCACUGACGAAACAGCUGUUCCCGGAAUGGAAACACGAAGUGGUGUGCUUUGAAAUGUGUUAUGUCUCCCUGUCGUUCUUCCCAAUCGACUUUGUCUGCGAGCAAGCAACAGCGCUCGCAAAGGAAAUCAGGCGACUGCACGAGUAGCUCGUGUGUGUGUGUGUGUGUGUGUG